GAGAGUAGCUUCGCUUUCAGUUUGUAUUCGAUCGUCACCGAGGAACGUACGGGUAUCUCCACAAUUGUCAAGCGCUGAAAUCGGUCUUAAGUUAAAAAAAUAAGUAAAAUCAAAUAAAAUAAGAAAAUUUUAUUGUUUUAUUGAAUUCAGUAUUCAAUUCUGUUCACAAACACAUAAUUCUCUUGAAAAAAGUUAAUUAAAAAUUCGACAGUCGUCAUGAGUCAUAAGUAUUUCUGUUUGGUCUUAGUAUGCAUAGCAGCUGCAGCCAGUGCUGUCAAGGUACCAGUUACCAUCUAUUAUGAAUCUCUGUGUCCAGAUAGUGCUAAAUUUAUCAAUGAGCAAGUUUAUCCAGCUAUGAAAACUGAACUAAAAGACCACUUGGAUAUCACAUUGGUGCCCUUCGGAAAAUCACAGUAUUCCACACAGGGACCUGAUGUACUAUUCACAUGCCAUCAUGGUCCAAACGAAUGUUACGGCAACAAGGUGCAUGCCUGCGCCAUUGAACUCAUUCAGGCAAAUUCUUAUCAAACUGAAUUCACACGUGAAUCGCUGACUUUGGACUUCGUAAAUUGCAUGAUGAAGGUAGGCAAAAAUUUCCCUGAUAAUGUUUAUCCUGGCGCACGUUGUGCACGAGAAAAUCAUAUAAGCACUUGGGAAAAUAUACAACAAUGUGCCAACAGUACCGAUGGUAGCGCGCUAUUAAAGAAACAAGGAGAUGCUACAAAUAAUUUCCAAAAUCCUUUAGUGAGCGUUCCCACCGUUGUCUUCAAACAGCAAUAUGAUGCUAAAGUAAGCGAACGUGCACAGUCCGCAUUUCUCCAAACUGGCUGUAAAUAUGUGCCUCAACCACAACCAAAAAUCUGUGCUGCUCCUAAUGCCGCCAACAGCAUUUCCUAUAUGUCGAUCUUAAGCAUUGGCUUAUUCUUGCUUUUAAGCAGAUUUCUUUAGAUCAAUUAUUUGAUUAUCUCACCUCAGCUUAUAAACAUUUAUUAAGCUCAUCAUCCGGCUUGUUUUAGUUUGGAUUUUGCAAUCUAUCCGUCCAUGCUUCUUAGCGCUUCUAUUUCAAGAGUUGUGUUAUAUAUAGUUAUAUACUAACAUGUAUCAAUUAAUUAAUUAAUACAUAAUAAUAAUAAAAAAACAUUUAAUACAA
This is a messenger RNA of Teleopsis dalmanni, 1150 nucleotides long. It is a transcript of the gene GILT1, whose product is annotated as GILT-like protein 1. The record is from RefSeq and is a predicted model, not a curated record. Bases 217 to 948 code for a protein of 243 amino acids. The transcript has 4 exons. Gene Ontology annotation, molecular function: oxidoreductase activity, acting on a sulfur group of donors, disulfide as acceptor. NCBI's taxonomy places the organism in Eukaryota, Metazoa, Arthropoda, Insecta, Diptera, Diopsidae.